This is a messenger RNA of Cuculus canorus (common cuckoo), 1170 nucleotides long. It is a transcript of the gene LRRC59, whose product is annotated as leucine rich repeat containing 59. The transcript is spliced from 8 exons. Gene Ontology annotation, molecular function: protein binding. The record is from RefSeq and is a predicted model, not a curated record. Bases 18 to 1040 code for a protein of 340 amino acids. Lineage: Eukaryota; Metazoa; Chordata; Aves; Cuculiformes; Cuculidae.
GCGGUCCCGGGGCGGCCAUGGCGCGGGGCGGGCGGGCGCAGAGCCUGCGGGAUAAGCUGGACGGGAACGAGCUGGACCUGAGCCUGUGCGGGCUCAGCGAGGUGCCCGUGCGGGACCUGGCCGCUCUUCCAAAAGCCACGGUGUUGGAUUUGUCCUGUAACAACCUUGUUUCCUUGCCGUCGGAUUUCUGCAGUUUGUCGCACCUGGUGAAACUGGAUUUGAGCAAAAACCGUCUCCAACAGCUGCCCUUGGACUUUGGCCGCCUGGUCAACCUGCAGCACCUGGACCUCCUCAACAACCGUUUAGUCACCCUGCCAGUCAGCUUUGCACAGCUCAAGCUGUCUCUGCACCACAGCGCAGCAGGAAUCAUCUCGCAUCUCUUGAAAGCAUCUCUGCUCAAGCUCUCUGCUUCUCUCCCGUACCUGUUUCAUUCAUGUGACAACCGAAACCUGAAGUGGCUGGAUCUGAAGGACAAUCCCUUGGAUCCUGUCUUGGCUAAGGUAGCAGGAGACUGUCUGGAUGAGAAGCAGUGUAAACAGGCAGCUGUCAAGGUGCUGCAGCACAUGAGAGCCAUCCAGUCCGAGCAGGACCGACAGCGGCAGCGGAAGCUCCAAGCAGAGCGAGAAAUGGAGAAAAAACGCGAAGCAGAACAGCGAGCAAAGGAGGCUCAAGAGAGGGAACUGAGGAAGCGAGAGAAGGCAGAAGAAAAGGAGCGCAGGAGGCGGGAGUACGACGCUCAGAAAGCUGCAAAACAGGAGAUGGAGAAGAAAACUAAAAAAGAAACAGUGCAGACCCGAAAGCCCACCUCGAGCUCUCGUCCCGCUCAGCCGCCCCGGCACAAGCCCUCCUGGUCGCGGUCGGUGCUGCGGGUCCUGCUCCUGGCGCUGCUCUGCGUGCUCUGUACCGUGGCUGCCUGCAAGCUGACGGAGCUGCAGCGCCAGCCCCUCUGCGUCAGCGUCAACACGCUCUACGAGGACGUGGUGGCCGCUCUGCAGAACCACAAAACCCUGCAGAACAUGCUACACCAGAACUCGCAGUAGCGAUCGUCCUGGACGGGCACUUGCUUCGUCAGCAUCUCCCUCCACCAUCUAUGCAGCCAGAAUUCCUAUGGAAUUGUGUUCUGAGGAAACUGCUUUUAACCAGUCGGCAUCGGUUUGCUGCUCCACUCCC